GCGGGAGGGGCGUGGCCCAGGGCGGCGCGCGGCGGCUCUGAGCCUGCGCGCGCCGGAGUCAGGGGUCACAGCGACGUCGGCUGUGGCGGGAAACGCUGUUUGAAGCGGGAUGGAUGCCAAGCGGCGGCCGGGCCCGGGCCCUGGGGUGCCCCCCAAGCGGGCCCGUGGGGGCCUCUGGGAUGAGGAUGAGCCAUCUCAGCCAUCCCAGUUCGAGGAGGAGCUGGCGCUGAUGGAGGAGAUGGAGGCAGAGCACAGGCUGCAGGAACAGGAGGAGGAGUUGCUGCAGCCGGCCCUGGAGGGAGCCGCGGACGGGCAGUUCUCCCCAACGGCCAUAGAUGCCCGCUGGCUUCGCCCCUCCCCGCCCUCCCUGGAUCCCCAGACGGAGCCCCUCAUCUUCCAGCAGUUGGAGAUCGACCAUUACGUGGGCCUGGCGCAGCCCCUGCCUGGAGCAGCCCCGCCACCCCCCGGCUCCGUCCCGGUCCUCCGUGCCUUCGGAGUCACUGAUGAGGGCGUGUCCGUCUGCUGCCACAUCCACGGCUUUGCUCCCUACUUCUACACCCCGGCGCCCCCUGGUUUUGGGCGCGAGCACCUGGGCGACCUGCAGCGGGAGCUGAAUGCUGCCAUCAGCAGGGACCAGCGCGGAGGGAAGGAGCUCGCGGGGCCGGCCGUGCUAUCUGUGGAGCUGUGCUCCCGGGAGAGCAUGUUCGGGUACCAUGGGCACGGCCCCUCCCCGUUUCUGCGCAUCACCCUGGCGCUGCCGCGCCUCCUGGCCCCCGCCCGCCGCCUCCUGGAGCAGGGCAUCCGUGUGCCGGGCCUGGGCACCCCCAGCUUCGCACCCUACGAGACCAACGUGGACUUUGAGAUCCGGUUCAUGGUGGACACAGACAUCGUCGGCUGCAACUGGUUGGAACUCCCAGCGGGGAAAUACCUCCUGAGGCUGGAGGGGAAGGCCACGCAUUGUCAGCUGGAGGCGGACGUGCAGUGGUCUGACGUGGUCAGUCACCCGCCAGAAGGGGAGUGGCAGCGAAUUGCGCCCCUGCGCGUGCUCAGCUUUGACAUCGAGUGUGCUGGCCGCAAAGGCAUUUUCCCGGAGCCUGAGCGGGACCCCGUGAUCCAGAUCUGCUCACUGGGCCUGCGCUGGGGUGAGCCGGAGCCCUUCCUACGCCUGGCGCUCACCCUGCGGCCCUGCGCCCCUAUCCUGGGUGCCAAAGUGCAGAGCUACGAGCGGGAGGAGGAGCUGUUGCAGGCGUGGUCGACCUUCAUUCGCAUCGUGGACCCCGAUGUGAUCACUGGCUACAACAUCCAGAACUUUGACCUUCCAUACCUCAUCUCCCGGGCCCAGACCCUCAAGGUGGAGUCGUUCCCCUUCCUGGGCCGCGUGUCUGGCCUCCGCUCCACCAUCCGGGACUCGUCCUUCCAGUCCAAGCAGACCGGCCGGCGGGACAGCAAGGUGGUCAGCAUGGUGGGCCGCGUGCAGAUGGACAUGCUGCAGGUGUUACUGCGAGAGUAUAAGCUCCGCUCCUACACGCUCAACGCCGUGAGCUUCCACUUCCUGGGCGAGCAGAAAGAGGACGUCCAGCACAGCAUCAUCACUGACCUGCAGAACGGGAACGACCAGACACGCCGCCGCCUGGCCGUGUACUGCCUCAAGGACGCCUUCCUGCCCCUGCGGCUGCUGGAGCGGCUCAUGGUGCUGGUGAACGCCAUGGAGAUGGCGCGCGUCACCGGUGUGCCCCUUGGCUAUCUGCUCACCCGCGGCCAGCAGGUCAAGGUCGUGUCCCAGCUGCUGCGGCAGGCCAUGCGCGAGGGGCUGCUGAUGCCCGUGGUAAAGACAGAAGGUGUCGAGGACUACACGGGAGCCACAGUCAUCGAGCCCCUCAAAGGGUACUACGAUGUCCCCAUCGCCACACUAGACUUCUCCUCUCUGUACCCGUCCAUCAUGAUGGCCCACAACCUGUGCUACACCACACUCCUGCGGCCCGGGGCCGCCCAGAAACUGGGCCUGACAGAGGAUCAGUUCAUCAAGACACCCACAGGGGAUGAGUUUGUGAAGACGUCAGUGCGGAAGGGCCUCCUGCCCCAGAUCCUGGAGAACCUUCUCAGCGCCCGGAAGAGGGCCAAGGCUGAGCUGGCCAAAGAGACAGACCCCCUGCGUCGGCAGGUGUUGGAUGGGCGGCAGCUGGCGCUCAAAGUGAGCGCCAACUCUGUAUAUGGCUUCACUGGUGCCCAGGUGGGCAAGCUGCCGUGCCUGGAGAUCUCACAGAGCGUUACCGGCUUUGGGCGCCAGAUGAUUGAGAAAACAAAGCAAUUGGUGGAGUCCAAGUACACGGUGGAGAAUGGCUAUGGCACCAGUGCCAAGGUGGUGUAUGGUGACACUGACUCAGUCAUGUGCCGAUUUGGUGUCUCUUCUGUGGCCGAGGCAAUGGCCCUGGGGCGGGAGGCUGCGGACUGGGUAUCAGGCCACUUCCCCCCGCCUAUCCGGCUCGAGUUUGAAAAGGUCUACUUUCCCUACCUGCUCAUCAGCAAGAAGCGGUACGCUGGCCUGCUUUUCUCCUCCCGGCCAGACGCUCACGACCGCAUGGACUGCAAGGGUCUGGAGGCUGUGCGUCGGGACAACUGCCCCCUCGUGGCCAACCUCGUCACCGCCUCCCUGCGCCGCCUGCUCAUCGACCGAGACCCCGCAGGUGCCGUGGCCCACGCACAGGACGUCAUCUCAGACCUGCUGUGUAACCGCAUUGACAUCUCCCAGCUCGUCAUCACCAAGGAGCUGACCCGCGCGGCCUCUGACUACGCCGGCAAGCAGGCCCACGUGGAACUGGCCGAGAGGAUGAGGAAGCGGGACCCCGGGAGCGCGCCCAGCUUGGGCGACCGUGUCCCCUACGUGAUCAUCGGCGCUGCCAAGGGCGUGGCUGCCUACAUGAAGUCCGAGGACCCCCUCUUUGUGCUGGAGCACAGCCUGCCCAUCGACACGCAGUACUACCUGGAACAGCAGCUCGCCAAGCCCCUCCUGCGCAUCUUCGAGCCCAUCCUGGGCGAGGGCCGCGCUGAGGCUGUGCUGCUGAGGGGUGACCACACGCGCUGCAAGACGGUGCUCACGGGCAAGGUGGGCGGCCUUCUGGCCUUUGCCAAACGCCACAGCUGCUGCAUCGGCUGCCGCACUGUCCUCGGUCACCAGGGGGCCGUGUGCAAGUUCUGCCAGCCUCGGGAGUCGGAGCUGUAUCAGAAGGAGGUGUCGCACCUGAAUGCCCUGGAGGAGCGCUUCUCGCGCCUGUGGACACAGUGCCAGCGCUGUCAGGGCAGCCUGCAUGAGGACGUCAUCUGCACCAGCCGGGACUGCCCCAUCUUCUACAUGCGCAAGAAGGUGCGCAAGGACCUGGAGGACCAGGAGCAGCUUCUGAGACGCUUUGGCCCUCCUGGCCCUGAGGCUUGGUGACCUCUGACCUCGGCAGGCUUCCCACCAGGGCCUUGGGGGGCCGGAUUGGUGGAAAAUUAAUAAAGUUCAGGCCUCUUGUUU
Molecule: messenger RNA, 3514 nt
Organism: Herpailurus yagouaroundi (jaguarundi)
Lineage: Eukaryota; Metazoa; Chordata; Mammalia; Carnivora; Felidae
Gene: POLD1
Product: DNA polymerase delta 1, catalytic subunit
Exons: 27
Coding region: 110-3433 (1107 amino acids)
Biological process (GO): DNA replication proofreading; nucleotide-excision repair, DNA gap filling; base-excision repair, gap-filling
Cellular component (GO): delta DNA polymerase complex
Molecular function (GO): 3'-5'-DNA exonuclease activity; DNA-directed DNA polymerase activity; nucleotide binding
Source: RefSeq, a predicted model, not a curated record